AUGCGAUUCAUCAAUACCACCACACUACAAUUUGAGGAAGUAGCCGACUCGGAACUUGGCAAAGAGUUCCAGGGAAACAAAUAUGCAAUCCUCUCACACAGAUGGGCCGCCGCCACGGACGAAGUAUCGUACGCAGAUAUAGCCGAGGCACGCAACUUCUACGACAAGCCAGGCUAUGCGAAACUCAGAGGCUUCUGCGAUUUGGCUGCGUCCCUUGGCUAUCGCUAUGGUUGGGACGACACCUGCUGUAUCAACAAGCGGGAUUUGAACGAAUUGAGCGAGGCGAUCAACAGCAUGUAUCGUUGGUAUCAGGCCAGUGAUCUGUGCAUUGUCUAUCUGGAGGAUGUGGGUCCUGACAGAAAGUCCAUGAUGGAUUCCGCUUGGUUCGACCGGGGCUGGACUUUGCAGGAGCUCAUCGGACCUGAGCGAGCCGGCUUCUACGAUUGUCGUUGGGCACAUCUGGGAAUGAAGACCGAUCUUCUCCACGAAUUAUCGACAAAGACCGGUGUUCCCGAAGAUGUUCUGAGCAAUACCGUCAGUCCUGCCAGCUGUUCUGUUGCUCAGCGGAUGUCAUGGGCUGCGAAGAGGACGACGACCAGGAUCGAGGACAGAGCCUAUUCGCUUUUGGGGAUCUUCGGCGUCAACAUGGGACAGAUCUACGGAGAACGCGAGAAGGCAUUCCGCCGUCUACAGCAAGCUAUCGUCCUUCAAGGCAAGGACGAGUCGAUCUUUGCGUGGUCAAUGAGCAAUGAGCAACGCACUGCCGGGCUGUACGCCCCCUCGCCCGAAUCUUUCGCCGGUUGCGGCGACACAAUCAGCACGCGUGGUUCAAAGGGCUUCUCGGAGAACAACGGCGAAGUCUCGAUCAGUCUCAAGACCUUUCCUCACAGCAUGGAGACUUACUAUGCUCUCCUCAACUGCACGCGCAAACCUUGUCCCGACUCCAAGGUAGCGAUUGUCGUUUCGCGAACUUCGACUGAAACCGAGGAUGAGUACAUCCGAAUCAAUGGGUCGUAUGCUGGUGGCACACUGCUCCUUGGUAAUUCAGACCAGGAUAGUCUUCAUAUACGGCCGAUUCGCGUGCCCAUCGAUCCCACCACCGAGCAGCCUCUCGAUCGCUACUAUGGGUUCUGGCUCCGGAACAUCGCCCCUCCUGGUCAUGAUGAUUGCCAGGUACGAAUCCUCUCGAAAGGCGGCAAUCAAUCCGAGGCAGAUCGAGUCCAUAUCGGACCGAAGGACUGGGGCAGUGCUGGAGUUGUCUACAUCGAGCCGAAGGUCAAGACAGAAGGACAACUCCAGAGUGAAAAAGCCAAGGGCUGGUCUCGGGUCCGCUGGCUCAAGCUGGGAUUCGACGAAGAUUUCAACCCAAUGCUGCUCCUGGCAAACAACCACGGGCCCAAGAAGUCCGCGCCGACACAAUUCAGACGUGAUGAGGAUCUGUUUGAUCAAGCUUGCGCGUGGGGGCCGACUUCCAAGCCACAUCAGGAGAUCUUCGAUAACCAGUGGCUAUCAUGCACAGCAGGUGUCCCCAGCAAGUCAUAUGGGUGGUCGAGAGGAAUUUCGAUCCUUCAGGUAGACAAGAAGAAAGGCAUGUCCGGCACCCUCAACGCUCUGAACCUGCGCAUCGACAUCAAAUUAGUGUCGGAUAUCAGCCCCAGCAGCAUGUCAUCGCGAAGCUCCAGUGAGGGCGCGAGGAAAAUCUGGGCUGUGGACAUAACUUGCGAUAUGUCGGGCACGGACCCGGAGCAGGCGCUGAAGGACAAGGAGAAGGCGGACGACUGUGACGAGUGCAUCGCGUGUUGUUGUUCUAAUAACUGGAGUGCUGAUACUUUGGACCCGGUGGGUGAUCGGAUGAAGCUGGAGGCUAGACAGCCCAAGCUCAUAACAAAUUCUGACUUGACGCGGCAUCCUUGA
This is a messenger RNA of Cyphellophora europaea CBS 101466, 1914 nucleotides long. RefSeq lists its product as uncharacterized. NCBI's taxonomy places the organism in Eukaryota, Fungi, Ascomycota, Eurotiomycetes, Chaetothyriales, Cyphellophoraceae. The record is from RefSeq and is a predicted model, not a curated record. Bases 1 to 1914 code for a protein of 637 amino acids. The transcript has a single exon.